AUGGCCGACGGCCCGGAUCUCCGAACGAACGCCAUUACAAGUUACGACGGUAUCUUCAAGAGCAUUCACGACCCAGAAAUCCGGAAAGACUUUCUCAAAGUGAGGAAACUCCUAUCAUCUGGUAAAUGGGGUGUUGGGAAAAUUCUUCUCCAAGACACGUUGAUUAAAUCUUCAUUCAAACCAUUUGACAGGAAAUGUCUGACUUUAAUUCUAAACGAACUCCAAAGAUACGAGGACAACAAAAUUUCGCCCAAUACUGCUCCAGCCAGGAUGAUUGCUUGGGACACUGUCGUGGAGAGAGACUUAACUCGUAUCAUAGAAAGGUUCUGUGAAUUUCCUCAAAGUGUGUUUUUCCUUGACGUUGGGAGAUCUGGUUUAUCGAGUUCGCGGAGAUUAGUUGGAAGGAAAAUUCUGUCGGAUUAUUGGAUUGCCGGGAAGAUUCCAGAACUCCAUUGCAGUUUGGUGACUGCAGAUAUGCUGCUAGGUCUAUACUGUGAUGAACGCAUUACAGAAAACGAAGUACAUGUUCAUUAUUACCCUUUAAAUAAUGCAGAGAAACUGAAACUGUUUUCUGAUAUCAUGGCAGGCGAUUCUUCUUAUGUUGAGAUAAUCUGUCCAUUUCCACUCCUCAGGGAAUCCGAUAGCAAGGAACUAUGUUCUCCCGCAGAGGGAUGGGAGGUUGAUGACGCGUAUGAUGUCAUGCUCAGCUGUGGGGAGGAACGACUCAAGCAGUACACUAUUCAAUUCCUAGAGACUAUUGACAUGACAACAGGAAGGUUCUAUGACCCGGCAUGCUCCACGGGGAUGUUCCUUUCCACUCUGAAGGAAGCAUUCCCGGAAAGUUAUACAAUUGGCCAGGAUCUUAGUCAACAAAUGGCUGACUUCUCUAAAGAAAGGGUUGAUGAAGUGUAUUGUGGAAACGCCAUGCUCCCUAAAAUACUAACCGGAACUGCUGAUGCUUGUUUCAUCCGUUUCCUGAACUCGGAAGUCGUCACUUCCGCUGAAGCAGAGGUCUUACUGUCCGCGUUACUUCCGACAGUACGUGAGAAAGGCUUCAUCGUCAUUUUUGGCCACACUCCUGUUCUCCUCUCAUCGUCGAACUUUAGAAGGUUGUCGAACUUUAGAUUGAUACAGUCGGUAGGUGUCUCCACCGAUAAAACAGGCAUAUUUCAGUAUUACAUCAUUCAACGCGAUAUUUGA
Molecule: messenger RNA, 1200 nt
Organism: Ylistrum balloti
Lineage: Eukaryota; Metazoa; Mollusca; Bivalvia; Pectinida; Pectinidae
Product: isonocardicin synthase-like
Exons: 1
Coding region: 1-1200 (399 amino acids)
Source: RefSeq, a predicted model, not a curated record